Molecule: messenger RNA, 555 nt
Organism: Pararge aegeria (speckled wood butterfly)
Lineage: Eukaryota; Metazoa; Arthropoda; Insecta; Lepidoptera; Nymphalidae
Gene: CPR67
Product: larval cuticle protein A2B-like
Exons: 2
Coding region: 1-555 (184 amino acids)
Cellular component (GO): extracellular matrix
Source: RefSeq, a predicted model, not a curated record
AUGGUUUUCAAGUUUGUAAUCCUUGCCAGCAUCGCGGUGGCCGCCAACGCUGGUUUGCUACCAGCCAGCCCCUACGCCGCCUACGCCGCAGCCCCUGCGUAUCACGCGGCUGGUCCAAUAGCCUACGCAGCUCCCGUAGCCAAAUAUGCAGCCGUCGCACCCGUUGCUGCACGCGUGGAGGAAUAUGACCCCCACCCACAAUACAGCUUCGCUUACGACGUCCAAGACAGUCUCACAGGUGAUUCAAAGACUCAACACGAGACUCGUGACGGCGAUGUUGUCCAGGGCUCCUACUCCGUUGUCGACCCCGACGGUACCAAGCGUACCGUUGAGUACACUGCUGACCCCCACAACGGAUUCAACGCGGUCGUCCACAGGGAACCCGUUGCAGUGAAAGCCGCUCCAGUGGCUUAUGCCGCCCCUAUUGCAAGAGUUGCUCCCGUUGGCUACGCAGCUGCCCCCGUUGGCUACGCCGCUGCCCCCGUGAUACACGCUGCUCCCAUUGCCAAAUUCGCCGCCCCAGUCGCUUACUCUGCCCCAAUCUACCACCACUAA